AUGCAUGAGAAUAUCCUCAUCCAUGUGGGCCAUGCAGGUGAGGCGCAGAUGGGAAAUGCCUGCUGGAAACACUACAGCCUAGAGCACAACAUCCAACCCAAUGGCACUAUGUCCAGCAACAAGACCCUGGGGAACAGUGGUGACUCCUUCAACACCUUCAGUGAGACAGGGGCUGGCAGGCAUGUGACCUGGGCUGUCAUUGUGGCCCUGGAGCCUACUGGCGUAGGCUGGCAUCAACUACCAGCCCCCACAGAGGUGCCUGGGAGAGGCCUGGCCGAGGUACUUCGGGCCGUCUGCAUGCUAAGCAAUACCACAGCCAUCACCAAGGCCCAGACCCACCUCAGCCACAAGUUUGACCUAAUGUUUGCCAAGCAGGUAUUUGUGCACUGGUAUGUAGGUGAGGGCAUGGAGGAAGGGCAGUUCUUGGAGGUCUGA
This is a messenger RNA of Trichechus manatus latirostris (Florida manatee), 435 nucleotides long. RefSeq names its product tubulin alpha-3 chain-like. Gene Ontology annotation, biological process: mitotic cell cycle; microtubule cytoskeleton organization. Lineage: Eukaryota; Metazoa; Chordata; Mammalia; Sirenia; Trichechidae. The record is from RefSeq and is a predicted model, not a curated record. Gene Ontology annotation, cellular component: cytoplasm; microtubule. Gene Ontology annotation, molecular function: GTP binding; structural constituent of cytoskeleton. The transcript has a single exon. The coding region runs from base 1 to 435 and encodes 144 amino acids.